Ailuropoda melanoleuca (giant panda) is the source of this 1773-nucleotide messenger RNA. It is a transcript of the gene STOML3, whose product is annotated as stomatin like 3. Gene Ontology annotation, cellular component: plasma membrane. Lineage: Eukaryota; Metazoa; Chordata; Mammalia; Carnivora; Ursidae. The record is from RefSeq and is a predicted model, not a curated record. The transcript has 8 exons. The coding region runs from base 1 to 1143 and encodes 380 amino acids.
AUGAUCGCAGUGUCAUUUGCAAUCGUAAUUGUCGAUUGCGCCCCCGGUAGCCAGAACUGUGCUGCCUUCUCAACUCCUUCACCCAGAUUCCGGGAAAGUACAGCUGGUCCCAGAGUGGCGUGCACAAGCACCACGACUGCAGCCUUGUUAGUGGAGACAAAGCUGCAAGUGACCUUAAUGUCCAAUGGCUCCAUAACUGAGACGCAACUUCCAUAUGGAGCUGUGUCCGACAAGAAGGAAGUGGAGCUGCAUAUAUUUCCCAUCUGUGGGACUGCACUAAUUGAGAAAGUACAUGGCUUGCUUCCUCCUCAUUUCUUAGGCAUCAGCAGUAAACGGCUCGGUGUAUGUGGCUGGAUCCUGUUUUCUCUUUCUUUGUUGCUGAUGAUCAUUACCUUCCCCAUCUCUAUAUGGAUGUGCUUGAAGAUCAUUAAGGAAUAUGAACGUGCUGUUGUAUUCCGACUGGGACGCAUCCAAGCUGACAAAGCCAGAGGGCCAGGUUUGAUCCUGGUCCUGCCCUGCAUAGAUGUGUUUGUCAAAGUUGAUCUUCGAACUGUUACUUGCAACAUUCCUCCACAAGAGAUCCUCACCAGGGACUCCGUGACCACUCAGGUGGACGGAGUCGUCUAUUACAGAAUCUACAGUGCUGUGUCAGCGGUGGCCAAUGUCAACGAUGUCCACCAAGCCACGUUUCUGCUGGCUCAGACGACUCUAAGAAACGUCUUAGGGACGCAGACCCUGUCCCAAAUUUUGGCUGGCCGAGAAGAGAUCGCCCACAGCAUCCAGACCUUACUUGAUGAUGCCACCGAGCUCUGGGGGAUCCGGGUGGCCCGAGUGGAGAUCAAAGAUGUCCGGAUCCCGGUGCAGCUACAGCGGUCCAUGGCAGCGGAGGCCGAGGCCACCCGGGAAGCCAGGGCCAGGGUCCUUGCAGCAGAAGGAGAAAUGAAUGCUUCCAAGUCUCUGAAGUCAGCCUCCAUGGUGCUGGCCGAGUCCCCCAUAGCCCUGCAGCUGCGUUACCUGCAAACGCUAACCACCGUGGCCACGGAGAAGAAUUCCACCAUCGUGUUUCCUCUGCCCAUGAAUAUCCUGGAGGGCAUUGGUGGUGUCAGCUACAAUAACCACGGCAAGGUUCAGAACAGAGCCUGAGGUCCUCCUGCUGCCGUCAGCCAUUGCUUGGGGAGCUAUGUCUCUUUCUCAGAACCCAGCAGUUAGAAGUGCUGAGAAUUGCAGCUAGAAUAGUAUUAGCAGGGAAAUGCCAUAGAGGCUCCAAAAAAAAAAAAAAAAAAAAAAAAAAAGAGGGCUGUGUACUAUUUUUAUUAUUCAAGAGCAUACACGACUUUGCUUUAUGCUUAUUAGUCGGUUAGCAGGUGUUCCUGACUUAAGGCAGGAACUUUCUUGCAGUAGGGGGAGGAAAUCUUUGGGUGACCAUGACUAAGAUUUCAGCAUUAUUUUUGAUUGGUUUUAAGAAGCUUUCUAGAUAAUUUAUAAAGUAACAUAGGCCUUCUAUUUAUACUAGAUAUUUGCUUUUUAUAAUUCCCAAGUAACUAUAUACUAAAUCUCCAAUAAUUGCAACAACCCCCCACCCCCAUGUGAAAUUCUCAUUGAUUUUAAUUGAAAGGCCAAAGAGGCACCCAGGCUGCAGGCUGCAAACUCAUCACCAAUCCCCAGGGCAGACAGCACCCAGCUUUCUUGCUGCCCCGCCCCCCUGCCUGGAGGGGUGGCCAGUGCUCAGCCUCCCCGGCACCUUUGUCAGCAGCUGGGACAGGGCACAGCGCU